UCCUAUACCCAGAGUCUUUGAAAGUCUCCUGUCAAAUUGGAAUUUAUAUUCAAAGGUAUGAGCUUAUAGCAAUCUUAUCCUAAAGAAGAGAAAGUAAAAGUUACAAUUUACUGUUAAAUGAUUCGCAAUGUCGAACUAGUUUGGAGUAUCUGCUUCUUUUCGCGUUAAAAAGUUCUUUCCAAGUCAAUUUGAUAUCCAACUGCAUAUCUUAAAUCCUUUCUUUAUUAAAUAAUCUGGCUUUAAUAAGAACAAAACCGAGUAUGCCAGAUAGAACAUCCGUUUCAUCCACUUCUAGUACAUCCUCUAAUUGGACUCCAGGUGCAAGGAAAAGCAGUCUGGAAAGUCCAACAAAUAUAUUCCCUUUUUUCAAUCAAGAUUUAGAAGACACAAAGAGAAAGGAAACAGAAAAUACCGGUACUGACACCAAUACUUUAAUCACAAACAGACCGGAAACUCCUGAACAACAAAAAAAUCAACAGUUUCCAUUUAAUGGACAAUGGCCUUUUAGUCGAAGAUCUAGUCAAAGCAGCUCUAUGCUUACUAUGGAAGACAAGCAUUGGGUAAAACCUUCCAAGAGGUCAGGAAAAACGAAACCCUCAUCGUCAGUAAGUCAAUUUUCCAAUAAUGUGGACCAGCUGGGUGAAAAAAAUAGCAAAAACCAGACAUCUUUAUUGAAUAUUUCCCCCCAUAAGAAUCGAAAAGCCAAAGAAGGAUUGGACAUUUCGGCUUUGCAGAAAUCAAUUUAUGGGCCUCGUAGUUUUCUAAGGAGUCGAAAAGAUUCGUUUGGAAUAUUUGGGUCAUCCAUUCCUCAGUCGCUGGUUAAUAACCAGAUGAUAAAUGGCUUUGGAGCAGCGUCCUUUGCCUUUGCUAAAUUAAGCAAAGUACGGUCCCCCUUAGAUUCUAAAUUUAAUGCUAAUUCGAUGUCUGCGGAUGAUACUUGGUCUGUCCUGGAAUCAGAAGUUUUUACACUGUACAAUUUGGAAAAAUUGCAUUAUACUGUUGAAGAUUUGAACGGAAUUUUAGUCCUGCAUCUUCAGUCUUGUGUUCGGGAAAGAACGAUGGAUCUUUUUACCAGUCAUUUAGAUUCUUUGUUUCCGAAAGCUACCAGUAAGUUGUCGGAAUCGCUGUCUCCUAUCCCAGAAGAAGUUUUUCUAUCAAAAUUACUUGAAAUCUGGCUAUUUUUCCUCUCUUCUAUUCUACCAUAUAUAGAGGGCAUAUUUUUGCCUAUCAAAACAAAACUUUUUGACAUCCAGGAAAAAGCAUUAUUGCCUUACGAGAUUAAUGAGUUUUGUAGUACAAAUCGAGAAAAACUAAACGUUCAAAGACUUAUGCUGACUGCAUUUCGUGAUUACAUGAUUCUACCUGCCACUGAUCGCAUCCAAAGAAUCAUUAACAAACAGAGCGAGACUUCGGCACGCUCAGAUCAACUCACGAGUGCUUAUGCUCGGUUGUUUCAAGUAUUGAGUAUGCUAGCAAGUAUACAUUCAAAUGACCAGUACGAAAAAGAAUUGGUAAACCUUGCGUCCAAAGUUCGUUCUCUGCUGACUGUAAGUUAAUAUGACUGAUCCAUCUUUUGCAGUUUAGGAUGGUUUAUUUCUUAUCAAUCCCUUUUUUUUUUUUUGGAGAGUUCACCUACACUCUACAUAAUUACCAAAUCAGUGUUGCUGGAGAAUUGUUUCCACUAUGCUAAGGGCUGUCUAAUUUUCUUAAUUUAAUGAAAUGAAUACUUAUAAAAAGUCAUGAUGAAAGAAACUGUAAAAGAUAGUGUCUAAACCUUGCUUUCAAGUUUGUGGUCCGGAGCACGCAUAUUGUAAUACCAUCUGGGAUAACAAAAUUCAUACUCAAGUUCAACAGUAUUGGCAGGAUCGCAAAUGCAUCUACCAUUAGCAUGGAGUAGGUAAUCCGAAGGGCAAUGACUCCAAGGCAGAUGAUAGUAUCCGAAAUCUUCAAAAUAGUGAAUUUGUGAUUUAUUAAGGAAUAAAGAAGCAGCAAUGCUAUGAAUAGGAGCAUCGCCCCAACGCUCGUAAAAGAACCCAAAAUGCUGAUCUAAGUACUCGAAGUAAUCGGUGUAGGCAUCGCUUCUAAAGAAGUUUAAGUCAGCAAUUUCAAAAUUGCUCCAAAAAUGGCAACCGUUAUAUUCACCAUCUAAACCUUUUUCAUCAUCUACGAUAAAGUCUAAAGAAUUAUCUG
This is a messenger RNA of Schizosaccharomyces cryophilus OY26, 2190 nucleotides long. Its product is annotated as TORC2 subunit Bit61. Gene Ontology annotation, biological process: TORC2 signaling. The record is from RefSeq and is a predicted model, not a curated record. Lineage: Eukaryota; Fungi; Ascomycota; Schizosaccharomycetes; Schizosaccharomycetales; Schizosaccharomycetaceae. The transcript has a single exon. The coding region runs from base 261 to 1556 and encodes 431 amino acids. Gene Ontology annotation, cellular component: TORC2 complex.